Messenger RNA from Nilaparvata lugens (brown planthopper), 6216 nucleotides. RefSeq names its product protein suppressor of sable (gene su(sable)). Gene Ontology annotation, biological process: negative regulation of DNA-templated transcription. Gene Ontology annotation, molecular function: metal ion binding; RNA binding. The record is from RefSeq and is a predicted model, not a curated record. NCBI's taxonomy places the organism in Eukaryota, Metazoa, Arthropoda, Insecta, Hemiptera, Delphacidae. Gene Ontology annotation, cellular component: nucleus.
CGUCACAGCACAGCGCCAAACGCCGAGUCUUUGUUGAGGUCAUUCGUAGAAAAUUUCCGAGUCAUUGUUGAACGACUGAACGUUGAGCUGAUGAGAACCGACCAUUUUUUAGUGUUUAUUGGAUUAUGAAUAGUAAUAACGUUUUACUUGCGAAAGUAAUCUUACCCAAAAGUAAAUAAACUAAUGGUUUAACUACUAUUAUGAUCAACAUUACAAACAAUUUGAACGAAAUGUUCGAAUUUGCAAAUGUCGAUGAUAAUGAUUUAGAUGGUGGGGAAGAUUUGGAAGACGGCGAAAUCUUCGACGAUGAAGCCGAGGCUGAAGACAGGUCGGAAACGGAAGUCCAGAAAACUCCCAAAGUCGACACCCAGAAAAAAGUGAGCGCUGCUCCUACAGCUGCUCGUGAUGCUUCUCCUGUCGCCAAAUCAGUAUUGAAGACCGAUGCACACAAUGUUCUCGAGAAGAAAAGCGAAAAGUUGGCUGGCCAACAACGUUGGGCGGACGAACGCGCGAAGAAAGAGGAGAAGAAUAGUGCACAUCUCGAGCCCGAGAAAAGGUCCAAAGAGAAGAAGCUGAAAAGGAAGAAAGCUAAAGAUGAGGAUAGCGAGAAUGAUGGCCCUAAGUUCAAGGAAAAGAAGCGGAAAACCAGCUUCGAAAGAGAACUUGAGAAGUUGGAUGACUCCGAUUACUUAGAUGAAGAGGAUGAACAGAUGUUGAACAUUAGAGGUGCUUCUCCUGGCAAGUGGAUGGAUAUUUUUACCGAUGAUGAAGAUGGAGGUAGCUUUGAUGGAAGCGAUGGAGGAAGAGAUAGAGAGAUGAUGAGAGGGGGAAGAGGGGGCGCCGCCCGAAGAAGAGGCUCAGGAUUCCGUGGAGGACGAAUUGAUAGACUUGGCAGGCGAGAGAGGGUAGUGAUGAACAGUCGAGGAAAGAGGAGGGGAAAGGGGAUCGGAAUGCGAGGUGGAAAAAGAAGAGGCGAGGAUAAGGACGUCUGUAUAUACCACAUGCAGGGCAAAUGUCACAGGGGCAACGACUGUCCGUUUUCGCACGACGUAGUCCCGCCUAGGAAAAUGGAACUGUGCAAGUUCUAUCUGAUGGACUGUUGCGCCAAAAAAGACAAAUGUCUCUACAUGCACUCCGAGUUUCCCUGUAAAUACUUUCACACGGGUCUCAAGUGUUUUGCCGGCAAAAAUUGUAAAUUCAGUCACGCCAAACUUACUGAUGAACUUCGAGCGAUUUUAAACAAGACGUAUGGACCUUCAGGUAUGAAUGAGUUUACAAGCACACAUCAGGAACAAUCUAAUAAUCACAGACAGCAUUUGGAGACAGCGCCGAAGGAUAUUCUUGGUGAUUUUCCAAGACUGAGAGAGGCAACCAGAAAUUUGAAAAAAUGUAAAAAUAUACCUUCUCUAUUCGACUUGAGAAUCUCUCCGCCACCAAGAGACAUGCAAUCAGAUUCAGAUGGUAACCACACCCCUAUGCCCUCUCCUACACACCAGCCUAAUAAUAAGGAUUUCUUCAGGGAGUCAAUGGAAAGGGAACACACACCACCUCAAAUGCACGAACGUCGCAGAGGCGAGCACCAUCACAAGAGCGAGCAUCGCUCGAGUAAAAGCGGUUCGCUGCAGCAGCAGUCGCGACGAACAGACCGCUUCGCCGAGAGCCCGGCAGAGAGUUCGCGCGGUGCGCGGAGGGACGAACGGCGAGAAAGCAGCAAAUCGGCGGGCAGGCGAUCGUCGCGGGAGGAUUCGGCGGGCGAACACCAGCACCACCCGCACCACGGACACCACCAUGGACACCAUCACCAUCACGGACACCAUUACAGCGAGAACAGUUCGCGCGCCGCGUCCGCGCAUGGGCCGAACAACAGUAGGCGACAGCAGUCGUUCUCGCCGCCGACCAACCAUCAUCACUACGACAGGGAGUGGCACCAUGACCAGGAGCAGAUGGAGGAAGAGGAGAGGGAGAGAGAGGUUUAUAUUCUCAAGUUACUGGAGCCAGAUUAUCGGAAGCAUGUAGCUCGAAAACGUCUAAAGGCACCAGAACCUGACCAAAGCAGUAACGACAUCCUUUCUCAUUUGCCGAAGAAGCAGAGGGAACUGUUCCUUCGCAUCCAGCAACAACAGAGACAAGCUGAAAACAGCCAGGAAAGUAAUCCAGAAGAUGAAGACCAAGACAACGAUUACAAUAAACAAGAAGAGAACUGGUAUUCAAGCGAUGAAGAAUCGACACUCACAACAAUACUGAAGAAUAUCAACAUUCCGAAAACUCCGAUGACAAAUUCAUCUCUGUCGCCCAAUCAAAAUCAACAUCAACAGCGGAAUCAACAUCAUCAUGAUCAACAGAGCCAUACACAAGUCUCUGAUGAUCAUCAACGGUCAUUUGCAUCAUCGUCAUCUUCUGCUCCACCGCAGGUCGCAAUUCCAGAUAUUGACUUUGGCGACGUUUCAGCUCUGCUCUCCAAAGUUAAACAACAUUUCCAGACCACUGCUGACAGAUCCAAAGUGCGCGACCCAAGACUCAGAGCCGACCCGGAACCGUCUGAAAUGCAACAUCAGCACUCCACGAGUAGUGGCGACUCUUCACACACUCUCUCAAACGCUUCCGCUCACGCGCGCACGCCACUCGCAUCCGCUCAGGCACCUACGCAGCUCUCGCCGUCAAUCAGUGCGAUUCUGAAUUCGGCCACCAGGGCGCACCACCAUCCUCAACCGACCUCUCGUUCUUCACCGCCCCCUCAUCAUCAACAGAAUGUCUCUCCUCCUUCUCUUCCUCAUUCUACACCUCACUCUCACACCCAUCAUCAAAAUGUCUCUCCUUCCCCUACUCAUUCAUCCUCUCAUUCCCACCACCAUCAAAAUGUCUCUCCCUCUCAUCGUCAUUCCCUCGAUUCGUACAGUCCGUUUCCCAGUUCGCAUCAUCACAAUCGUUUGUCAUCGUACCCUCCCGCCACUCCUUCGCUGAACGAUGAUGCUGAUGAUGAUGAUGACAUGGUCGAGGACAGCUUGAAGCUGAAGGGUCUGCCGUUCAAGCCGGUGCCGAUGCAUACGGCGGCCACCGAGAUAGACGCUUCCAUCAAUUCGCAUCCGCCCAUCGUGUACAGGCUCGUGCCCAUUGCCGUCUCCAAGCCUGACUACUCGUCUUUACAGAUUAUGCCUAAGGGCGGAGCACUGGAUCCGCGGUGGCGAAAAGCGGUGCGCUUCAGCGAGGAGUUAGGGGCGGGGGCGGGAGGUAACCGCCGCGAUCCCCGCCACCGCUUGGCCGCCGAUGACCCUCCCCGGCCGUCGCAUCCUUCCCUGUCCGUCCCCACCUCCGAUCCCCGCCAACGGGUCUCAGCCGCCUCCAUGCUGGCUCCACCAACGCCUAGAUACGAUGACGACUACAUGCCAUCCAGAGCCGCUGCGACGCCACAAAUGGACGCCACAUAUUGUCCGCCGACGCCACGUCUCGACGACGAACCACCGCAGCCGUCGCCAAUAGUGGCGCCCAAACUGCGGCUAAACGACCCCCGCCAGCGGCAACAUAUGAUGAAUCAGUCACUCUACGACCAGAUCAGGCAGCAGCAGCAGCAGAUGCAGUUUGUGCCUAAUCAGCAGCAAAUGAUGUUUGAUCCCAGCCGGCCUAUGUAUGCAAACGAUAUGUCAGCAAAUAUUAGUAGUAGGCAACCACAGUAUAAUAAUUAUAAGUGAGAUGAAUUUAGUUGCGGUAUCUACGUUGGCAAUAAUUACAUGCGGUACAAUAAGUGCAAUUCCCUAUAAAUCUCAUCCAAAUCAUUUUUAGCUGCACUUUAAAUCACAUUAAAUCAUGGAUUCCAGCCUGACAAGAUUGCCUUGUUGAAAACUCAAAGGUCCGGUUGCACAAAAGCCUGUUUAAUUGUAUAAUCGAUUAAUCAUCAAAAUUUUAAUCAACUUUCUAAAUAAUAAUUAUUAUCAAACAAUAAGAUACAAGAAGCGAUUCCAGAUUACUGUAAUAUGAUAUUAAAUGCCUUGAGAACCAAUCAAGGAAGACUUUUUAGUAAAGAAGACCUUUCUGAUUGUUUCUUGUGGCAUUUUAUCUUGGUUAAAAUUUAACGGAGGCAACUGAGGCUUUAUCCUUCAACUUCGUAUUGUUGAAGUACUAAUUCAAACGUUACAACCAUCAAAGUAUUAAAGGUGUUUUGCCUUUAUAUCAACUACAUUUAUAAGAUACCGAAGUAACUGGGACAAUCUUGUUGAGUUGUGAUUAAUUAAUCUGAACCGUAGGGUGAAACAGUUGAAAACAGUGUUGUAAAGUUCUAUUCGAAAGUUGCAAUUUCUUUUGUAACAGUUUGGGAUAAUGUUUGCCCUACCGUUUAGAUGAAGCUAUAAUCCAUUUUAACUCAGUUGACAUGUCAUAUAAAGUUUUAUCUAAAGAGACUAUAAUAAUCUUAUAUUUUAUAGAAUAUAAGGCAAAUGACAAAUUUCAAAACCAGAUUGGAGCAUGCUUGCUUGCAGACUCUUAUCUGCAUAUACUCGAAAUCCAAGAAAUACAGAGAACUAUAGACACAAUUAUUAAUUCUAUUAAAUGAUCAUAAGUAACCGGUAUUGUUUUCACAUCAACAAUAUAGUUGAAUUGAAUCUGAAACUUUAAUUGUAUUCAACUUAGUUUCAACUCAAAUAAUUCACUUUCUCUUCAAAUCAGGAACCUAUUUCUGAAACACACAUGUUGAAAAUGAUGUAAAAUACCAAUAACUUGAAAUGAUACAAUGACUUACUUCACUGUAAAAUACACAAAGCACAAAGUAUAAUGUGUUCCUAUGUUGAACAGUGUAUUUAUGCGAUCCAUUUUAUGAUCAUAAUUAACAUUUUUUGGAUCGUGUACCUCAUCAUGGCAAUAACUUGAUUCAGUAAGCUUUAAUUGAAUUAUUUUUUAAAUAUCUAUUGGUAUAAUUAAACAUUGGAACCACCAUCUUUUCAAUCAGUAAUCUUAAUAUACAAAUUAUGUUAUUGAAGUAUAACUUUCAUUUUCCAUAGGCAGUAAUAAUAUUGUUUUCAGUUGGAUUUAUUGGUCGAGAACAUUGCAGAGUCAGUCUUCCAUAUUGCAUUUGAAUAUAUUCAGCUUGAGCUUGUCUAGUUGUAGAAUUUCCUUGAAAAAUUUUAUCUUGAUUGUUGUAUUCCUUCAUUUACCUAAUUAGAAUUUGUUGUGUUAGUGGACAACACUUCUGGCUCGUCUAUAAAUCAAAUCUAUAUUUUCAGGUCUCAAUCAAUUAUUGAUCCAUUUAAAUGAGGGUCCUGUUUGAAGAAUAUUUCCAAACGUUAACGGAUUUUUUUAGAAUCCACCCAGUAAUCAUUGCAAACGUUUUGCAAAGAAAACAGGUUGUCACCGAUUGCUCAUGUUUGUACAAAUGUAUUCAUAUUGCAAUGCUCUUGAUCUGAAGACUUUAUUUAUUGGAACUUCCAAUAUUUAAGAAGUUUAUAGAUUCGAAAUUCAUCUAUGACUAGAAUGAUUUUUUAAAUUUUGUUUUGGUACUGUAUUGUUGCAAAUGAUUGUCCAAAACAAUGUUAGACAGAAAGAAGUCACUCUAUAGAUGAUUAUUGUCUCUACAAUUUAGAGGUCUGAUCUAUGUAACUAGUACAAUGACGUUUGUACGGACUAUAAACUUCCAUAUUAUUAUAUUUAUUUUAAAUAGAAGACAAUUCAAUAGUCAUAUUACAAUUAAAUUAUGGGUUAAUUUGUGUUAAGUUGUAUAAUAGGUAUUCAUAAUGAAUGCAAUUAAUAGGGUGGUUACCAUUUAAGCAUUCAGACUCAUGUACAGAUUUCAUUAAAAGAAAUGUUUUUGUUACUGUUUAAUAUAAGUUGAAUAUUAAUCUUACUAAUGAUACUCAUAUUAGCUUAGUUAUCAUUUAUGAUGUAUUAUAUAGGUUUUCUACCACCAAAAUUCUUCUUCCAGUGUCUUUGUUCUAUUUUGAAAUUGCGCCUUAGUUAAAUUGAAUCUUUUGCAUAGUGUUGUAUGCAAUGCAUUAAUUUAUUUAUAUGUAAAUCGUAAUGUACAGACUAAGUUUGUUGAAAUAAAUCGAGUUGAUUUAUAUUUUUUAUACGAUUCUAAAGCAUGGAAUUGAAAAGGCUGAGAUUGGAUGUUGAAAUGUGUAUAGUACGUACCUAUGUAAUAUUUAUAGAAGUUAAGAGCUAUUGUGGAUUAUGUAUGAUUGAUAGAAUUGUAAAUGAUUAUUUCUUACAAUAAAUAACUAUUUUACUUCUCAA